Molecule: messenger RNA, 2766 nt
Organism: Epinephelus fuscoguttatus (brown-marbled grouper)
Lineage: Eukaryota; Metazoa; Chordata; Actinopteri; Perciformes; Serranidae
Gene: lrp11
Product: low density lipoprotein receptor-related protein 11
Molecular function (GO): serine-type endopeptidase inhibitor activity; protein binding
Source: RefSeq, a predicted model, not a curated record
GUUUCUGCUGAGCAGCCGAGCAGCCCUGCGCUGGUCUCGCGCCCGUCUCCCCCCCUUCACCAUGACAACGACAGAUUUCUAGCAUCGUCAGAGGACACGCCGCUGGCUCCUGAUUUAGAGACGGAUAUUAUGUAAAAUACCGUAUGUUAUAGGUGUAUUACGGAUAUUUAUUUCAUGUAGGACGGUAACAUCUGCCGUGUGGACCCGCAUGAGUCGGACACCAUCCGGAGGCAGCGAAGGAAGACGCCGUAACUGCGUGAACACCAACAUGGCUCUCCUUCAGCAUCCCCGGCUGCUGCUCGCCUAUGUUGUGCUGUUGACCGCAGCCCAACGUACCCACACUCGCUCUUUGCCAAUAUCGGAUCUAAAAUCCAAGAUAUCAGGGGUGGAGGAGCUGUUGGAGGAAUUCCACAAGCAGCUCCAGCAGGACCAGACGUACAGGGCGGGCGAUGCGGUUGACUCCUGUGUGGGCGACUUCAACGCCGUCGGGGAGCGCAUCAUCCGGGCCAAGGCCUCCAUCGAGCAAGGGGCCACCUUCCUGCUGGCCCCGGACAGGGUGUACACCUGGAAGGACUGCCUGCACGCCUGCUGCUCCCAGCCUCACUGCACCGUGGCGGUGGUGCAGCAGGACCUGAGGCAGCCCGGGGACAGUCUCAGCUGCUACCUGUUCAACUGCACCUACAGGAGUAAAAAUGUCUGCUCCUUCGCUCCGCAGCAAGGCUUCACCACAUACAGCAUACAUGGUGCCAACACGACGCAGGGACACCUCCCUGUUUCACCCAGCGGCUCAGCCAGGAGGCCCGGGGAGGGACAUGCUGAGGAGGAGGACACACAAGACGUGGAUGAGCCUCCUCGCAGUGACGCUGGACAGGAUGUGGUGAUCCAGCUGCCCACAGACUGGGCUGUCCUGGAUGGACGGGAUAGUGUGGAUGACCAUGGGAUCAGCCACUAUGAGUGGACUCUGGUCAAAGGAGACACAGCCAUCAAUAUGAAGGCGACUCAUCCAGGGCUGCUGAAGAUCAGUGGUCUCCAGGAGGGAGUCUACUCCUUCCAGAUGACCGUCACAGACACAGCGGGCCAGAAGAGCUCUGACAACGUCUCUGUCACUGUGCUGGCACCGAAACACCAAGCAGAAGUGUGUACAGGUGUCUGCUCAAAGUACCAGUUCAAGUGUGAUGACGGUUGCUGUAUUGACAUCACCUACGCCUGUGAUGGGAAGCAACACUGUUCUGACCGCUCUGAUGAAGACUUCUGCCAAAUCUUUGACAGCAGCAGGAAGUCAGUGACUCACAGCGCUGAUCUGUCAAACUCUCAUCGGCCUGUAGCCCAGACAGAGGAGGCAGAGGAUGGCACCAUGAUCCACACUGUGCCCAGAAAGACCGUUCAGAACAUCGUACCACCUCAGGACAGGAGCAAGGCGGCUUCUCCACAAAGUCCCAGUCAGCAGGAGGCUUCAGUCAGUCAAGAUCCAUGUGCUGCAGCUCCAGUUGUUGGACCCUGUAAAGGCACCUUCCCACGCUGGUACUACGACCAAAAUGCUGGAGAAUGCAAACACUUCCUGUAUGGCGGUUGCCAGGGCAACCAUAACAACUUCCUCCAGGAAUCUGACUGUGUCAGUGAAUGUAUACAAAAAGGUCCAGCUUUCAAACCAGCAACUGUGGCUCCUCCCAUCACCAAACAGACUGAGAUAGCUGCCCCUAAAGUCUCCCAGAGCCAAGCAGAGAGCAACGCCCCCGUCUCCAAACCAUUUCCUGUAAGAGGAGGGCAUCCAGGACCGGAGUCAGGUGCGAUCCUUCCUCUUGCUCUCGGCAUAAUCAUCACCGCUCUGCUGCUGCUCAUGAUUGGCUGUCGUCUCAGACUGGUUCGACACAAGCUGAAGAAAGCUCGUCCCCUCACCACAGAAGAGUCAGAUUACCUCAUCAACGGCAUGUACCUGUAGCCAAUCAGCCAGGGUGGGGCGGCAAAUUCAAGAGCGCUGAGAUCUGAGAAAGAGCAACACGGGUGUUGACGCCAGAGCCUGAGCCAGGACUUUUUGAAUUUGCACUCUUGAUUUGUCCUGACUUCAAGGUGAAAACAUCCCAUCUCUCUGCUGUCAUUGACAUUUCUGAACAUGCCCAUACUGAACCCCUCUGACUGGUGAAUCCACUGCUGAAGGAUGCUGCCUUCAAAGCCACUGACACUCAUAUUCAGAUGCUUGUGAAUUCAGAUUUAUGUUGUUUUAAGAUUAUCUGUUUGUGAAUCCACGACGGAGGAGUUGACAUUCCUGGUUCGAUACUGAUAAACAGCUGUAUACAUUCCCCCCACAUGACUUCUGGGAUACAUACAUACACACAAAAGAGACUCUUUUGUCCUCUAAUUAAUAUUAUUCCUUAAACACAGGUUACUUUGAUAUCAUUUAAGUUUUGCCAGUGAUGUAUUUUCCCAACUGCUGUACAAAACAUGUUGUAUUUCUGCCACUAGGUGGCAUGUUUGUGCUUUACAUUUCACUUAAAUAAAGGGCAGAAAUGUAACACAUCAGUGCGCCUGUCAUGGUGCACUUUUACGACUGAUUAGGAAUCAAUGACAAAUUACCAGUAUUCAUAGUUCCUCAGAAGCAUAUAAAGCCAUAGCGAAAUCUAUUGCCCCAAACCUAUUACUGUCUAAAUUUUGUUGCAUAUAUUUCCUUAUGAAGCAAACUUAUGUGGAGUAUCUAUUAUAUUUGCGCAUAUGUAUUCCCUUAAAGUGCUGUCUUUCAUGUGAGAUAUUAAAGUUUAUUAUAUAUCAAAA